AUGGCGGCAAGAUUAAAUAUGAAGAUGGCUGGAGCGAUCACACAUCCUUACCGAGGCAUUGCAGAGAACAGUGGCGGUGGUCGAGUUGUCGGGUCGGAUUCUCAAGGUGGCAUUAACUUCGGUGGACAAUCAAGUUUAAUUAGGAUCCAUCCACAAAGGUUUUCGAUUGGUGGAGUCAAAGUCUUUAAUCAAGGCGACUAUCUGAUGAUCACUGAGCGGCUCUUGUUGUCGGUGCUGCCCAAACACGUGGCGGAGACCAUGCGUCAGGACCUGGGUAGUGGUGGUGAUGGUCAGUUCAAGAAGAUCUAUAUGAGCCGCCACGAGAACGUCAGCAUCCUGUUCGCAGACAUUGUUGGAUUCACCGCCAUCUCCUCCACCUACACCGCCUCAGAGCUCGUCAAGAUGCUCAACGAACUCUUUGCCAGGUUCGAUGGUCUCGCUGAGAAGUACCACCAGCUGCGCAUUAAGAUCCUGGGCGACUGUUACUACUGCGUGUCCGGCGCCCCAGAAGGUGACCACGCCGUCAACUGUGUCCAUAUGGGUCUCUCCAUGAUCGACGCCAUCAAGUGA
This is a messenger RNA of Homarus americanus (American lobster), 570 nucleotides long. RefSeq names its product adenylate cyclase type 3-like. Gene Ontology annotation, biological process: adenylate cyclase-activating G protein-coupled receptor signaling pathway; intracellular signal transduction; cAMP biosynthetic process. Lineage: Eukaryota; Metazoa; Arthropoda; Malacostraca; Decapoda; Nephropidae. The record is from RefSeq and is a predicted model, not a curated record. Gene Ontology annotation, molecular function: adenylate cyclase activity.